Babjeviella inositovora NRRL Y-12698 is the source of this 1590-nucleotide messenger RNA. RefSeq names its product fumarase (gene FUM11). Gene Ontology annotation, molecular function: fumarate hydratase activity. Gene Ontology annotation, biological process: tricarboxylic acid cycle; malate metabolic process; fumarate metabolic process. Gene Ontology annotation, cellular component: mitochondrion; tricarboxylic acid cycle heteromeric enzyme complex. Lineage: Eukaryota; Fungi; Ascomycota; Pichiomycetes; Serinales. The record is from RefSeq and is a predicted model, not a curated record. The transcript has a single exon. The coding region runs from base 106 to 1506 and encodes 466 amino acids.
CCUCCAUUCCUGUAUGAGAUUUAAAAAAACUACCUCAGACUAUACAAACUCAUUGUGACAGUAUUCCAUUGUAACAAUAUUUCAUUGUGACUAUUCCAUUAUAAAAUGUCCACCACUCACAGAAUUGAGACCGAUGCCUUUGGCGAGAUCGCGGUGCCAUCAGACAAGUACUGGGGCGCCCAGACUCAGAGAUCCUUGCAGAAUUUCGACAUCGGCGGUGCCUCCGAACGGUUACCUGAACCAUUGAUCGUCGCGUUUGGAGUUUUGAAAAAAGCAGCAGCGGCUGUUAACUUAACCUUCGGCUUGGACCCGGAGGUUGCGCGUGCUAUCCAGCAAGCGGCGCAGGAGGUGGUGGAAGGCUCUUUGUCGCUGCACUUUCCGCUUGUAGUGUUCCAGACUGGCUCCGGAACCCAGUCCAAUAUGAACGCCAACGAAGUUAUCUCCAACAGAGCCAUCGAGCUUUUGGGUGGUGUGUUAGGCUCAAAGAGCCCGGUUCAUCCAAAUGACCACUGCAACAUGUCCCAGUCCUCCAACGACACCUUUCCCACCGUCAUGCAUAUCGCCGCGGUCAUGGAGAUUGUCAGCAAGUUGUUGCCUUCUUUGACCGAGUUGAGAGAUGCGUUCCAGGCCAAGUCGGACGAAUUUUCCAGCAUCAUCAAGAUCGGGAGAACCCAUUUGCAGGACGCCACGCCGUUGACCCUCGGACAGGAGUUUUCGGGCUACGUUCAGCAGUUGACCAACGGGAUCGCUCGCGUCGAGGCAACACUUCCUCGCUUGUCUCUCUUGGCACAGGGUGGUACGGCCGUGGGUACCGGCUUAAACACGCCGCUAGGCUUUGACACCGCCAUCGCCGCAAAAAUCUCUGAGCUCACGGGCUUGGAGUUCCGCACGGCGCCAAACAAGUUUGAGGCCUUGGCGGCCCAUGACGCCAUUGUUGAGGCCUCCGGUGCCUUGAACACGCUUGCUGCUUCGUUGUUCAAAAUUGCAAACGACGUUCGGUACUUGGGGUCCGGGCCAAGAUGCGGUUACGGCGAAUUGUCGCUCCCAGAGAACGAGCCUGGCUCUUCCAUCAUGCCGGGGAAGGUCAACCCUACUCAGUGCGAAGCCUUGACCAUGGUGUGUACUCAAGUGUUUGGCAACAAUGCCACCAUCACCUUUGGUGGCGCCCUGGGUCAGUUUGAGUUGAACGUGUUCAAGCCGGUGAUGGCCAAGUGCUUGUUGUCCUCGAUCAGAUUAUUGGCAGACUCCUGCAGAUCGUUCAGAAUCCACUGCGUGGUCGGCAUCAAGGCCAACGAGGACAGAAUUGCCAAGUUGUUGAACGAGUCGUUAAUGUUGGUGACCGCCUUGAACCCGAAGAUUGGAUACGACAAAGCGUCGCAGGUGGCGAAGAACGCCCACAAAAAGGGCAUCACAUUGUUGGAGUCCUGUUUGCAGUUGGAGGUGAUGAGCGAGGAGGAGUUCCACCAAUGGGUCAGACCAGAGAAGAUGAUCGGCCCGAAACAGUAGGGAUAGGUGAUUCUAACGAUUGCACGGGUACAAGUUUUUGUUAUUUUUAACCUACAAAUAAUCCAGAUUUGUGUUGGUCUCAAC